Molecule: messenger RNA, 2541 nt
Organism: Pelobates fuscus (common spadefoot toad)
Lineage: Eukaryota; Metazoa; Chordata; Amphibia; Anura; Pelobatidae
Gene: RNF130
Product: ring finger protein 130
Exons: 8
Coding region: 891-2147 (418 amino acids)
Source: RefSeq, a predicted model, not a curated record
GUGUGUCACUCUGCGCUCAGUCCUCAGUCUGCUUGCGCCGGCGGCGGCAGCGGCAGGUUACCGGAGUGGAGUUACGUCACUUUGGCGCGGCUGCCCUUGUCCCCCUCCUGCAGCUGGAAGCACUGUGUCUGUCCCCGGCGGACAGUGGACCCUCCUGUCUGUACCUUGGGAACAGCGCACUGUAAGAGGACCUAAACUUCCUGACAACAGUAGAUCCCAUUUUUUUUUGUUUUGUUUGCAGUGUGUCUGGCUUAAAGGUUGUUGUAGGAGAGCCAGGUCCUGGUAAUCUGAGCUCUGUGUGGGCACAUCUGCCCCUUCUCCCCCCCAUCUGCAUUGUAUCCACAUAUACAAUAGUGAGGAUGUCCCCAAUUUCCCUUUAAAUGCAAAUCUCCCUGUCAAGACCCUGUUAGACAAUGAGGUUUGCCCAACCUCCUGCUUCACUACCAGGAGAUCAUCUACAGACCUUCCUUACCAUAAUGCCUUCUUUGGAUGGGAUGCAAAGCUGCAGAUAAACAAGUGGAAAUGAACCUUGGGUGCUGUGUGUGUGUGCUAGUGCUGUACCCAUUAAUAGGAUUAGGACUGUGAAGGAUGCAUUAAACAAGAUCACAUCUGUUUAUUUAACUCAGACCUGCUUUAGUGCUGUCUGUGCCAAUAUCUCAUUUUUAUGAUUUAUUUUGUCAUUGCUUUCUUUCGACUGCAAAUAUACAUUGUAUAUCUAUAAUUCAACCUACAAUAUUUUUUAAAAGACUUUAUACAUAUAGAUCUUAGACAUUGAAGAUAACCAUAUUAAAGAAUUCAUUAGCAAAGGAGAUAUUUUUUUUUGUUUUGUCUGGAUUCUUUUUUUUUUUUGUACAAACAUAUUGUUUUAUUCCAUUUACACCCGAUCGAAGAUGAUUCCAAGGCUUUCUCUGUAUCUGAACUGUUUGCUUAUACUGGUCUUGUUACCCAGUACUUUAGUGCUCAGUGCAUCUGAUACAACCAAUAUGGAAUUUUUCAAUGCAGUGGUUAAUAUUACUAUUCAGGAUCCAAGCACCAACUUACUACUUCAGAGGAUUGAUGGUGGACGCUAUGGUUUGGACUCCCCCAAAACUGAAGUUAAAGGAAUCCUCAUUAUGCCAAUGCCGAUCCAUGGAGUUGUUGAUCGUCAGGGCUGUGACCCACAGACACGUUUUCACGUGCCACCAAACACAAAGCACUGGAUUGCAUUUCUACAGCGUGGGAACUGUACUUUCAAGGAGAAGAUUCUUAGAGCUGCAUCCCACAAUGCCUCAGCUGUUGUGAUUUACAACAACAUUUCUAAAGAAGAACAUGUGACAAUGACACAUGCAGGAACAGGAGAUAUAGUUGCCAUAAUAGUCUCCGAGUCAACAGGUCGAGAUAUAUUGAGCUAUGUUGAGAGAAACAUCUCUGUCCUUAUGGCCAUCGCCGUUGGGUCCCGCAGUCCACCAAAGGGAUUUAGCCGCGGCUCUCUGGUCUUUGUUUCCAUCUCCUUCAUAGUCCUGAUGAUUAUUUCUUCGGCAUGGUUGAUAUUUUACUUCAUACAGAAGAUCAGAUAUACAAGUGCUCGUGAUAGAAACCAGCGCCGGCUCGGGGACGCAGCUAAGAAAGCCAUCGGCAAACUUACAACCAGAACAGUUAAAAAGGGUGAUAAGGAAACAGACCCAGACUUUGACCACUGCGCGGUCUGCAUUGAGAGCUACAAGCACAAUGAUAUUGUUCGUGUUCUGCCAUGCAAGCAUGUUUUCCACAAGCUGUGUGUGGAUCCCUGGCUUAGUGAGCAUUGUACCUGUCCGAUGUGCAAACUGAAUAUUUUGAAGGCCUUGGGAAUUGCGGCUAAUGUCCCGUGUACAGAUAAUGUAGCAUUUGACAUGGAAAGACUUACCAGAGGACAACCAACAAGCCAUCGAUCUGCACCUCCUGACCCUACAGAUGAAGGAACACUGAUCUUGGAGUCCUUGCGUUCCUCUGUAAUACCCCAACUUCCCCAGGAUGGAGAGGUUACUCCAAGGACAGGCGAGAUCAACAUUGCUGUGACAAGUAGUCUCUUUUUAUAUCGGAAUUCUCUGUCUCCAAGGAGUCUUGGCUAUGAUACAGAGCUGUCCACCAUCGAACCAUCACUUGAUAUCUAUGACGAAAACAAAACUUGAGUUGUCUUUAUCACCGAUACUCUCCAGUGACCUAGAAUUCUUACUUGGUUCCCAUCUUUAACAUCAAUACUUUCAUCUUUACAUAAUUUACUUGUACUGCCCUGUGGUGUGUCUUGUGUCUUGAGUGAAAAGCUCAGUAAAUUGUAAAAGCACAGUACCCCAUCUAUCUCACUGGUGAGAUGGCAGUUGUAAGGAAUACGAUUGGGAGAACUUGGGUCAUUUAGUUUUUGUGCAUGAAAAAGCACAAAAUGGAAGAUUGUUUUAGUUUUGUUUCACAUUCCCAUCAAACCACAUUUACAGAAAGAAACUAUUCUGUUAAUAGGGAAACCGGGAAAUAAUUGAAUUGAAAAAGUUUUUAAACUUACAAAAAGGAUAUUAAGCAGAAAUGUUGAAA